ACCUGACCUACUGGAUGGAGGCAAUGAAUACUAGCCUGUACCAGGCAACGGAUGACAAAUGGAAACUGGCUCUGAACGUUACGCUGAUGGAGCUGCAGGGCAAGCUUGUGCCAUGGCUGAACCGAGCUAUCACCGAAGUAUCCAGCGUACAGUCCUGGCUUACGGUACUCCUCACAGCCGUUGCCACCAUGCAGGCGGAGAGUUUGAAAGUCAACCAGGCAAUUGAACAAGCUGAGAGCGAAGUGGUGCGUGUCUCAGGACUGACCUUCCACCACGCCUUCCCCAACCGUUUGAAGCGCUGUGAUGCAGUAUGCCAAUGCUCACAGUAUCCGUUCACAGCUGCGGGUACUCUGGCGUCCGGGUUGCCCCUGGCAGCCACUGCAGGCACAGCGGUGGUGGCACCAUUGACAGGUAUUGUGAGGCCAGGUGCGACAAACAGCAGUCUUGUACUUCAACCAACGGGUCUGACGGCCUCCUUCAUGACUUUGGGCCUGCACAACAUUCUGCCACUUCCUGAACUAGCCAGCAAGAGCAUGCUGGUGCGGGCUGGUACACGGAUUGGAACUGUUCUCGCACAAUAUCAGUGUGAAAGUGGAUCCAGCGAUUUUCUACACGUGACUGCCUCUGCAGUGAGUGGUAGCGUUGACCCUAAUCCAUUCAUUUCAGACUCAUCGCAGGGUGUAACAUUUAAGGAGGACUGGACAAAUAGUGGUACCUAUUCCAUAUUUAUUCGCAACAAGAUUCGCCAGCAUACCUCUCUGACGGAAAGUGUCAAGUUCAACUCGGUGAAAGCCGUGCGCACUGGUGCAACAAUCUCAGUACCAUCGCUGGCGACUGGAUCCUCUACGCCACCCAUUCUGACAGUUUCACAGUCUUCGCUGAGCUCUGGCCUACCGGACUACCACUUCCCACAGAUCAUCAGCAAUGUGUCCACACUUGGCCAUACUCUAUGGCCGGCAAUGAGUACUGAUUUGGCUGAUGUGAUAUCUAGUCCGCGACCUCCUCCAACACUACCCUCGACUGUUACCCAGGCCAGUUCAACCACAGUGGGGAAGCUACAGCAGCGACUCCAGCAGGCUUCUCUUAGCAGCUCAGCCAGCACAUUAACCAGUGCUGUUGAUGCUCUGGCCGUUCAGCGAAGUCAGCUGACCUGCCAGUAUCUACCAACAGCUUCAAUGAGCCAUCUUCGCCAGACUCUGCAACUCCUGGGAUUGUCAUCGUCUGGAACACGACAAGAUCUUGUAGCUCGUCUGCAGGGCGCAAGCAAUACUGAAUGUACAGCUCUACAAUCUGCCAUACCGUCCGGAGCUAAGUCUGUGUAUCAGUUCAAUGGUGAUUGCAGCAGUGGAACGGCGUGUGUGGACAUUGAGUCGGGUUUUGAAUCACUGAUACUGCCAUUGAAAUUCCAGCACAGCCAGACAUCAGCCACCGUCAGUAGUGUAGUGGUAUCACUGGGUGAUUGGACCGAGACCAUCACCUUCAACUCCGCCACCGGAUACGACAAUCGGUUCUUUACCCAGCUUCUGAUUAACGACAAGGAGGUACAUGUGGGCGUUACAGUGCUAGCUCCAGUAGCACGGCUAUCGCUGCGGAUUGACCUAUGUAAUCUUGGCGGUCUGCCAUGCCAGACAUACCGCAGCAUACUGGCCACAGCACAAGUACCCGCCUCUAGCACACCAGUGGCUGUCAACUCCAGUGCACUGCUACUGUGGUCUGUAGCUAGGCUGCAAUCAGAACUUGAUUUCUAUCAGCUGUCAAGCACUUCUCUCAAUGACAUAUUCACUGACUUCCAGCAAGCCGUCAUUGGCAAGGCCUCGAUUGGACGGUCUAGUCUCCUUCCAGCGAUCACGGAUGAGUUUGUUAUUCCCAAGAGGAUAUCCGUGUCAGCAUCGGGCACUUUCACUUCGGGUCUAGUGAAUUUCUUCGAGGAGAGGGUCUCGCUGAGAGUUGGUGCAUUGCCACUGACGUUUGUGUUUGGUGCAUCUGGUCAUAUUAACAUCAGUAUAGGCUGGUCCUUGGAUGCCUCUAACUACAAGGCAAUCCUUGAUAUCACUCCCACAGUCGUCAUGUCAACGUAUGGCAGAGUGCGGGCUGGCUCAUCGCAGUUUGCCGAGGCGUCGCUAACAGGACAACUGGUAAACGUGCAGUACAAGACGCAAACUGAGAGCAACUUUGGACCACUGCCAUUAACAUCAAAAAUCUCAAUAAAUGAAACGCUCUUGGGUAGUCGGGUUGUCCUGGCUACUCGGCUGGUGGAGAACUUGGUGAAUGGCGGCGAGAAGGACUUAUCCAGGAAUGAGCUGUGGGAUUAUGUCACCGCACCACAGAGUGAUUCGCUGCAGCGUGAGCACAGUCGCAUCGACUCCACCCCGCCAGUGUUCUAUAACGUAGCCGGACCGCCAGUGCCACUAUCAUCAUGCUCUGUGGAGCAGCUACCGUAUCGCUCCAUCCGUCACCCAGCAGUGAGGCUAUCAACGUCCGUGAAGGAUGAAGACAGUGUAGUUAAUGAUGCACAGUACUUUGUCGGCACAGCACAGGGUCUGAGCGAUGUGUUGCCACGUCAACCGCUCAAGUCCCCGACUGUGGUCAUCCCCAGAGUCUUGUCUGGUGGCACGACACUGUAUUUAGUGAUUGAGGUAGCCAGUGCUGGAAAUACAUCGACAACAAGUUGUGUGCUAAGCAACUAUGAGUCUCAGCUUCCGCAAGGUCUUGUCAUACCUGCGUACGCGUACUCCAGCCAUCCCAAUCAGCUGCUUGCCGGCGUAGCCUUCUGGGAUCAGUUUGAGCUGUGGCCUGAGCUGUGGAGAGCCAUUGGAACAGAGCCUGGUAUCCAAGGAAGUAAUGUGCUGGCCUGGGAAUCCUUCCCAUCCAUAGGUCUCCACUUUCAACCGACUGGUGUUACAAGCAGCCUGCAAUAUUUCUCAUCACCUCAGCCUGGUCAACUGGACUCGGAUCCUAGGGAGGUUGUAAGCGCCGUGAACAGCAGCACACGCUGUGCCAGUAUCUGCCACGGACGCUCGGACUUUCAGUGCAUAGCCUUCGACUACUCAAGAACUGUGCAGGAUUGCAGACUUCACACACUAUCACUUGGCUCAUCUGUGCAGCUGGUGAUCGUAACUGACUACAACUACUAUACACGCUUAGGGUUUGGUCAUGCUGAGCACCUGUUUACUGGCUUGUCGCUUGUCCACAACCAAACGCUCUAUGUCAACGGGAUUCUCCGUUCUAAGCUGGGUCAUGCCGUCCUUCUGACCUCUAACCCAGUCCUGAUCGACCUGACUCCUCCGUUGCCGGGCAACCUCGGCACACCAAUCAAUGACACGACGGUUGCCGACGGCUGCACAGCAUCAAGCCUGCAGCGCUGUAUCCAGCCAACCCCAAUACAGAAUCAUCGGCUUAUCACGGACAGUGUGUCAUCAAAGGUCCUGUUCAAUGGUCACUCUCCACUGUCAGAGCUUACUUACACCCACAUCAACAACUUUGUGUCAGCUCAUUGGAACGGAUUCAGUGAUCCUGAGACAGGCAUAUGGGGGUACACAUGGUGCGUGGGAAGUGCCUUGGGACUGUGUGAUGUGGUCUCGCGACGUGAUCCACACGCCAACAUCCUUGCAGCAAGCGAGUGGACCAACACAGCACUGGAGAGUAACUUGCUGUUGGCCGAUGGUACAUACUAUGUCACAGUACAGGCUCUGAAUGCUGUUGUGUACGGUGGAGCUCUGGUCACUACGGUACAGCACAGUACAGGUCUGGUAGUCGAUACUACACCGCCUGCUGUACACCAGGUCUCUCUGACUAGCUAUACAGCCAGUAGUCAGACUUUGGUCUUCUCCGUCAAUGCCAGUGAUUCUGGCUCACCAAUCCAGUCACUCAGUUACGGUCUUGGUCGUAGCACCCGUGAUGUGCUAGUCCAGGACUGGCAGUCUCUAGCAGUGCAUGCUACCAACACCUACACCGUUACUGUGAAGGUACCUUUCGGUGUGGAUAUCUGGGUUAGAGUACAAGUACAGAACAGAGCUGGUCUCUCCACGGCCGCAGCUUCUGCUACAUCCUUUGUCGUUGACACAAGCCCACCCAGUGUCGGUGUGGUGCGUGACGGCGAACGUAAGGGAACUGACAUCAUGUACCAGUCGUCAGCGGAUAUCGUCUGCGCUAACUGGGAUGGGUUUGAAGACCCUGAGUCCGGAAUAAGCCACUAUCUCUGGUCGAUAACUACCAGCAACCCAGCAUACAAUGCUGGACUGCCAGCUGCGAAGCGCCUGCCCUCAUCGGCGUCAGCAGACUGCACACGACUAUCGCCAGCACUGCCACACAAUGUGACGGUCUACUCCACGAUUACAGCUGUUCACGAUGCUGUGGAGCAGCUGAACGCAACGAAAACUUCUGAUGGAGUCAUUGUGGAUCAGUCUGCCCCACUUGCCGGUCAAGCCGCCAUUGGACGCAACGGUACAUCCAGUGGUCCGUACUGGUCUGAAACGUACCGGCUCAGCGCCUUCUGGUCGGGGUUCAAAGACCCCGAGUCGGGGAUAUCGCAGUAUGAUGUAUCUGUACUGCACACUACUGGUGGAUCGGGGCCAGAUGUGAUAGCAUCUGCAACCAUGCCUGCUAAUCAGCUAGUGUACGACUGUUACAACCAUGACUGGGAGGACGGUGACAGGGUACAAGUACAGGUUGCUGCUAGCAAUGCGGCAUUGGAAAACACCACAGUCAUGUCGCAGGUGGUGACAAUUGAUAGCAGUCCGGCCGUCAUAUCAGAGCUGAAUGAUGGAGCGGUGCCAGGUGUAGACCAGCGUUACGUCACUGUGAACGACACAAUUGCAGCAAAUUGGAAUGCCAAUGACAGACAGUCGGGUGUGGCAUGGUACGAGAUCACUGUCAACCAGUUGCAGAAUGGGAAUCGCAUGCAGGUAUGGCCAGUUGCACCGGCAGUAGCACAUAGACAGAACGCCAGCACCUCCAGUUUCAGCACAGCAUCUCUGCCACUGACAGAUGGCAGCCAGUAUUCUGUUGUGUUGUCCGUGAUGAAUGGUGCUGGUCUCAUGACGCAUGCUGAGAGUGAUGGUGUGUUAGUUGAUACAACACGUCCUGUACUCCGCAACCUUGCUGUUUACUCCUCCCUGCCUGUCGGUCUUGUCCCGGCCAACAAGGAUGAAAGUGAAAACCUUCUGCUGAGCUCCACAAGCUCUCUGGCUGUAUCCUUUGAGACGUAUGACUUGCAGAGUGGCAUCAAGUCAUCACGUGUGGGUAUACGAAACACAGCCACUGGUAUGUAUGUGCCAAGCAGAGGCUACCCUAGUGGACUAGCUGACUUCGGCCAGGAAGUGUCAGGCCACUUGCAAGACUUGACAUUGCUUCGAGGCGAUGCCGUGACUGGGCCGUUCUAUGAGGUGACCGUCAUGGUUGAGGACAAAGCUGGCUGGAGCUCACAGAUGCUAAUCUCCGACAGGAUCAGGGUUAUUGCUAAUGACACAGCUGGUACUGUCUUUGACGGAGGAGACCCGGCUGAAGACAUUGACUAUCAGUCCGAUGACACCGUGCUCACGGCAACUUUCCACGGAUUCGAGGUAACAUCGUGUGACAUCGAACAUGUUACCUGGGCCGCCAGCACACAACGCGACGAUCCCGAGGUGGACAUGUCCUUCACAGGUCAUGGUCUCACAGUGACAUCACCAUCUGCUAGCACCCCUAUAUCGGGCCAUGUCCAUGCUCCAAUGUCCAGUCUUCAGGGAAAGCGCUUCUUCUUGACUAUACGUGUGCAGACUGCAUGCGGUACCGUGCUGCAGGCAACAUCGGACGGUGUGCUCGUGGAUAACUCUCCACCGGUGGUUAGCACCAGUACCUUCACUGACGGUCAAUCAUCAUCCAGUGUGCCACAGUAUUCAGCUGAUUCUACCGUGAGCCUUGCCUCAUGGGCGCACACAGACCAGCAGUCGGGUGUAGAGAAGAUGGACGUGUUGAUUGGUACCUAUCCUGGAGGUAGUGACAUUCUCCCUGUGGCCGCCAGUCAGGGUAACCAGCUACAACGUGGUCAAGGCACACAGGGAGACAGUGGUCUGUCUCGCUACACACUGGUCACAGCCAGAAACAAAGCUGGCCUUACAACUCAGUCCGUCACUGAUCCUGCUGUCAUCGACACAACUAAACCAACCAAAGGACAGCUGUUAUGUAGCAAGUCACUACCAGUAACAGAUGCUUGCUCACUUCGCUGCAGCUGGACAGGCUUCCGGGACGUUGAGAGCGGCAUUGCUAGGUAUGAGAUAAGCCUGGGCUCGAGGUCUGGAGCACCGGAUAUCCACAGCAAGACAACGCUACCAGCACAGACUUCUAGCUUCACAUUCAGUUCACUCAAGUGUACAGGCGGAGAAUCAUACUAUGCCUCACUGUAUGCCACCAACAAUGCCAACCUUGCUGUUGCCAUGUUCGGUGGAGUGAUAUCAGUGGACAGCACGGUGCCUGUUGCUGGGUCUAUCACAGUUCUCUCUAAUCACGUUGCUGCGAAUCUCUCCUCAACUGCCCCUGGUCUGUAUGGUCAAAAUGUACCCUGUCUUGUGGGUGCUACACAGCUUCAGAUCACAUGGAGUGGCUUUGAAGACCUGGAGUCGGGAAUUUCUGGAUAUUCAGUGGGACUGGGAACAUCACCGCUGUCUGACAACAUUCAAGAGUACGUGGACGUUCCGGCAACGACAAGCGCAUGGACAUUCCGCUCUCUGGAAACUUCGGUGCUGCCGUCCACUCUCCUCUACGCAAGUGUCCGUGCCCACAACCAGCUUGAGAUGGUCACAAGCAUCCCAUCCCAGGCCGUAGUAUUCAUAGGUAGCAACCAGCGCAAGCAAUCUGUGCACAUCCGUGGCAAUGCCGGCAGCAGCGUGCAGGUGGACACAUCGGCCAUCAAUGGAACAUGGCUGCCCAGUAAUAUUUCAUGUGCAAGGUCUCUACGCUGGAAGAUCGUCCCGUACGACACGUCUGCACCGCUCCAAGACUAUCAGUCGGUAUCGCCUGACGGUAGCAAUGGUGUAGUUGGUCUCUCCAACAACAACUUAGCCUUGUUGAAGGGCCGCUCGUACCGUAUCGUGGCCCAGUCCGUAGAUGAAUGGGGUGCGCGUAGAAUGUAUCACUCCGGUGGCAUAUCAGUAGCAUCAUCCACUCCUCUCCAACCAGGAAUGGUCAGUGAUGGUUCCUAUGCAGGUGUUGACAUUAACUACCAGCUAAGCUUGUCGGAGAUAUCGGCAACAUGGACUGAGUUUGGAGAUGACACUGCCGCCGGCCAAGUCCAGACCUACUGGGUAGCUGUGGGUACGGAUCGCAGAUACCCAGCCACACGCUCCAACGUCCUAGGCUUUGUGUCGGUCGGCAAGCAGCGCUCCUACACAGCAUUCAACCUGAGCCUGUCUCGCUUCACGGUGAGGUAUUAUGUAACAGUACGUGCUGUUGGACAGAGUGGUGCCACCACCGAGGCUACAUCUAACGGUGUUCUAGUGGGCUACUCCUCAUCGGUAACAGCAGGACAGGUCACUAUUGCUCCACUUGACUAUCAAUCAAGCAACACCAGCAUACAGGCCACAUGGGACGGUUUCAAGUCUCCGAGAGGUAUUGUACGCUAUGAAUGGGCGGUCAGUACAUCGCAACUCAGCUCCAGGGACUUGCUAAUGGUAUGCAAUGCUUCAAACAGUAAUCUGCAGUUCAGAUCAGCUGGCAAGAGUACCAAGGUCAUCGCUAGCAAUCUUCACCUAGUCGACGGUGCUACGUAUUUCAUCACAGUGCGUGCUGUUGACCAGUCGCAGGACUGUGUCGCUGCGCAGUCAAACGGUGUUAUUGUAGACUCCACACCGCCGCUAGCUGGUCGGUUGGUUGCUGGCUAUGACAAUCAGGCCAUGGGCGGCAUCCUAGCCUACUCCAAGAGCAGGAAUGAGCUACAAGUUGCAUGGUCGGGAUUCACGGACAAUAUCAGCGGCAUUGACUACUACGACAUAGCCAUGUUUGAAAUAACAAACUGUUCGAGCAUCACACCCAUUGCCUUUGAUGCUGGCCCACCCGCACACAAACUGGGUCGUGUCAAUUCCUACACAUUCACACAGAUCUACCAGAAACCAGGACAGGCAUACGUUGUCCGAUUAAAUGCCUACAACAAGGCAAAACUGGUGACGUCGGUUACCUCCGGCCCCGUUUUGGUGAGCAGUGCCAUGCCCAUCCGGGGUGACGUUCAUGACGGCCCGUCUUGGACUGUGGACCGUGACUACCAGAACAGCACGACAGAGCUGUGGGCAAGUUUCACCCAUCACCGCAAUGUGUCCAGCACCACUGUCCCGUGCCAUUCAGUGAAAGCCUAUCCACUCACCUCACCAUCAGCUGACUGGACCGGGCUCGCUGGCAGUUUUGAUGGCAGCGCAGUGCAUAACAAGUUGAAGUUUGUGCCGUCGCAAGUGACGCACAGCGCGGUGACCGGAGCAGCACUCCAGCUUCUCGGCAACCUGUCCGAUGACCGUGUAGACAGUUCCGGCUAUCGCACUGUUGUCAACCUGCAGUCAGGUGGUAAUGUUAGCUUUGAAGGUCAAUCAGCCAGUGGUGAUCCUGAGCUGAGGAACUUUACUGUCAUGAGUGUGGUUCUAUGGCACGGGCCUGUAUCAUCCAUUACUACUGACCUACUGCAGCCAACUGUACCAGUGUCCAGGGCUGAGAGUGUUCAGCUGAUACCCAGUCAUCAAGCAAUAGGACUCCAGAUACAUCCAGCCUAUGGAAACUAUUCAGCUCGCUUGUUAGUAUGGUCCAGAAAGGAAAACGAUACAUCUCAAGUGGAGACGGCAUGGUACAACCUGGCGUUCGAUCCAAGUGACGCGUUUCAUCGAUAUCGACUUGUGUUCAAGCGCCGCGCUGCAGCUGACUUAUGGACAAUGAAUGUCUUGCUUGAUGAUAGCAUUGUCAUAACCAUGGCUGGAGUGCCGCCGUUGACUGAAAGAACGAACUUUGUUGCUCAGCUCUUUAACCGCGGUGGCUUUGUGCCUGCAAAGCUGGGUGGAGUGGCUAGGUCGGUCACCGCUCAUAUCCGCAACGUUCGCUUCCCCCUCACCAACGGAGAUUCAUGUGACUUUGGGAAGCCGUUCUACAGCGCGGAGAGUCCAAUAGUCCGCUUUGAAGCAGCUGUGGGCACUUGGCCCGGUGCCACCAAUGUGCAAGAUUUCAAAUCGUUUGCAACACCAUGCCGCAGCUGUCCACCGGGAGUGUGCCAGUCAUCUUCUAAUGUAUGUGAUACCAGGUGUGCAUCUACAAACGAUCCACACGUCAUGCAGGUCUACUUGUCCGGAUUAGAACUGAGCAACUUUGCCGGGCAAACACGGGACUCUGAGCUGGUCUGCACCUCGCGUACACAGUGUGCGGAACAGAAGCUGAGUAGCUACACAAGCCAGCCUAGCUUCUUCGUCACGAUACGGUCUACGAAUGGUGCAGGGUCGUCGGUGACAUCAACAUCCGACGGAGUCCGCGUCGAUACCACGCCACCAGUGUCGGAACGUCAACCCGUUCACUUUGACGUGGAGUACUCUCUGAGCGAGUCCGUGGAUUACCAGAGCAGUAACACCACCAUCUACGCCAGCUGGAAGUUUGUUGAUGUGGAGAGUGACAUAGUGGAAUACUCCUGGGCUAUAGGGUCCACACUGGGUGGUACUGAAUUGCAAGACUUUGUCUCAGUCGGCACUCAGACGUACGGAAUCAAUCGGAACUUGGCUGGUCAGCUUUCCCACAACGGUGUGUAUUACGUGAUGGUGGAGGCUACCAAUGGUGCAGGAUUGUCCAGUAAUGCAAGCAGCGAUGGAGUUACUGUAAUCACCACCACCAUCAACCAGACACAGGCUGAAUCGGUCGUCAAGUCACUCUUCACUUUGGUGGUUGAGCCACCUACGAAUAGCACGGCCAUUGCUUACACAACGACGGAGAGGAGAGAACAGGCUGGAGUUAGCUGGGAAGGAGUCGCGUCUGAUGUUGUGUACUGGAGGAUUGGAACGAGUCGCAAUGCUGAUGAUAUUCUCCCCAGCACCCGCAUCAACACACAGAACACCAGCGAUCAACAGGCUACGAUUAUCAAUGCCCGUGUGAUGUUGGGCAACGCGUCCAUUGCUAACAUCUCCGAGCUAGUAGCCAGAGCACAGGGCAAAGCAGAGCAGGAGAGUGACAACUUCUUCCGAUUGGAGCCCGGUCGUGUCUUCUACCAGCGUGUAGAUGUGUGCAACAUUGCUAUCCGAUGUGCUAAUGUUGAGCUGCAGCCUGCCGUCGUCUGUUGCCGACCCGGUAUGGAUGGCAGAGUGAUCGCCAGGAACAACACACCAUCAAUUAUUCUUGCCGGCCAGGCAAACUCCACUAAAGGAAUGGGACAGUUAGAUGCAGCAGAUGGUCCAUAUUAUGUUCUACUAAACAGCACAGAAGCUUUGCCUGUUGGCGACACUCUUGUUGGAGGUCUGCUCUCCUCACAAGAUAUCCAGCACAGCUAUUCACCAGCUGUUAGCUUUAUUAGCAACCCUGUGCUCACCUCCAACCAAGCAUCACGCCAGCUCACUGGAAGAUUCCAUAGCAUCGCAGGUGCUAGUUUCUACGUGACGCCGAUCAGCCGGCGAGGACUUGUUGCACCGGUGCUGUUUUCUGUCAACUUUGAGACGACGAGAGAUUGGUCUGGUUACGUGCCAGCUGUGCUGUUCUGGAAUUAUGCGACCAGUCAGUGGCACGAUAUAGAGGAUUCCUGCAACAUCAAACCUGUGGUAGACUGGGAUAAGAAAGUCAUCACCGGGUCGAUCUGCUCUGGUAACAUCACCAACCCUUUAGCAGUGUCUAGAAGGAAGCGACAAGCCGCAACUGUCAACUAUCUCUCAUCGGAGAUGCACCUGAUUGUAGCCCAGCUCCUGAACACCACCGUCAACACUCCACCCAGACUUAGCUUCAAACAACAGCAGCCGUACGUCAUCGCGGAGGACAGUGCUACAGUUCAACUUGACCUGUCCAACGCCAUUGAGGAUGACGAGAAGGAUACUGGCACGUUCUCCCUGACGUCCAUUCCUGAGCGCGGCAUUGCAACAAUCUCAGCUGCAGGAAUCCUACGCUAUACUCCUUGCACUGAUUGCACUGGUUCAGAGACCAUAAUGGUAAAGUUUACUGAGAACCCUCAAACCUCCUUGCCUCAGUACACUGCAUCAAGUGCAUUCACAAUCUCCAUCAGCAAUGACAAUGAUCCACCACUGUCGUUCCUCUUCACAUCAUCACCAGCCAGCCGAACAAUGCAUUCCUCGACAACUCUGCAAACGUACGCAGAAGCUAAUCAUACAGCGGCACAGCUGGUGGCUCGGGUGGCCUUCUAUGACUAUGAUGGUUCCUUUGAUACUCUAACACAUCUCGUGGAGACGUCACAACCUCUGCUCGGAACUCUGAGCGUAGAUUUAGACUUUCAGGCGGUGGGUGUUGGUACCUCGAUGCCUGUCGAUUGGCCUACCGGGCAUAAGGCAGCCUCAUUCUCCGGUGAUAUUGUAUUCACAGUCGCCAAUAUUACGUACAUCCCACCAACUCCUGACUACACCGGCAGCGAGACGUUCACGAUCUUUGCUCGUGACAGCCAAUCGUUCCUGUCCUCACCGCAGCUGGUAGUAGUCAUUGACGUUCUACCAAGCUAUUGUCAGAAUGGGGGCCAGUGCUCUCACUCGGCAUUCGACAGUAGCUGUCAGAACAUCACAACACGCCGCUCCAGUCCACAGCUGUACACAUGUAAAUGUCCAACAGGCUACUGGGGACAAUACUGCGAACGCAACACCAGCACUACCACAGCCGUGCAAGAUUGCCCAGCGCAUACACCUCGCAUGAAGUGCCCAACGGAUCCCUGUGCCACAGCUACCUGCCCGUCGCAGCCAGCAGCUGUCUGCCGUGCUAACUAUUGCGGUGGCUGCAGGGCUGAGUGGUAUGUUGGCCAGGCACAGGUCAAGUGUUCUGCCAAUGUAUCGGAUGUUUGCUCCGUUCCGGAAACACCAGCAGAUGACCUGGCCUUCUGCCUGCUGCGGGGUCUGAACCAGCCAUGCGAGUGUCCAUCCGAGCAAGUUGAGUGUCCACCAGACUCCAUCUAUAUAGUGGAGCGUGUUGAUCGCUGCUGUGUCAAGUAUACGUGUCAGUGUGUCAACGCCAGUGGCUCUUGCCCGUCAGACAUAGACUGUGGCACGGGACUGCAGCCACAGCCAGCUGUCAGAGGUCACCAGAAACCUGGAUGGUGUUGUCCAGUAUACUCCUUUGAUGACAUAGAUGAAUGUGGGCUGGAGAACGGUGGAUGCUCACACACCUGCUCCAACUCGCUCUACACACACUCGUGUAGCUGUCCAGCCGGAAUGAACCUACAUCCGGAUGCCAGAACAUGUGGAGUGUGCUAUGCUGAUGGUGUUCCACAUCACUUGGGUGAUCAUGCUUAUGUUGGCAAGUCAUGGUGCACAUGCGAGGAUAGGCCAUUGAAUCGCAAUCGCUGGUACUGUGCAUCGGACCACACAGAUCAAGUCUGUGAAUACAACGGACAGCGCUAUGCCAUCGGCGUGCAGAUCACUGAGCACAGUACUGCCUGGAAUUGCACUGAGAAGGAUGCCGUCGUGUCAUGGCAAACUGCAGUCAACUGAAGUGUGUGACUAUUUCAAACGAUGCAUUUUAUCUCCCCUUCUCACCGUAGAAAUAUUUUACGAUUCACUUACUCCGCUUCUGUCAAGGGAUAAUGCAGUGGACUAUUUUUUUGUAUUUACACUUAGAAUUUUUGUUUGAAUUGGCGCUUAGAACCCUUAGAACCCCUUUUCCAUAUUUGAACCUAUUCUACUCACAUGUGAGACAAUUUGAUAUCCUUGUUAUGUGAACAGCAUAAAGUGAAGUCAGACUCGGAGACUAUGAUUAUUAUACUAUCUGAGUCCGACUACACUUUGUGCUGUUCACACACUCAUACUACUCCUGCCUAUCAUUGCAGCCAUCAGCAAGCCAAGAAGGAGAGAAAAUUCUAAAAGGG
Molecule: messenger RNA, 12994 nt
Organism: Sycon ciliatum
Lineage: Eukaryota; Metazoa; Porifera; Calcarea; Leucosolenida; Sycettidae
Exons: 46
Coding region: 15-12620 (4201 amino acids)
Molecular function (GO): protein binding; calcium ion binding
Source: RefSeq, a predicted model, not a curated record